Messenger RNA from Oryza brachyantha (malo sina), 1370 nucleotides. RefSeq names its product chorismate mutase 2, cytosolic-like. Lineage: Eukaryota; Viridiplantae; Streptophyta; Magnoliopsida; Poales; Poaceae. Gene Ontology annotation, cellular component: cytoplasm. Gene Ontology annotation, molecular function: chorismate mutase activity. Bases 102 to 866 code for a protein of 254 amino acids. The transcript has 5 exons. The record is from RefSeq and is a predicted model, not a curated record. Gene Ontology annotation, biological process: aromatic amino acid biosynthetic process; chorismate metabolic process.
CAGUAGGCCGUAGUGGAGGAGCGAGCAACUCCAUCCCCUUGCAGCGAAGCCAUUAUCACAGAUUCACAGUCAAAGCCGCCGGAUCGAGAGCGAGAGGAGCGAUGGGCGAGGAGCUGAGCCUGCCGGCGGUGCGCGACGCGCUGGUCCGGGAGGAGGACUCCAUCGUCUUCGCGCUCAUCGAGCGCGCCAGGCUCCCGCGCAACGCGCCGGCCUACGAGGACCCCGCCGCCGGCGGCCGGUCCCUCGCCGAGUUCUUCGUCCGGGAAGCCGAGGUUCUGCACGCCAAGGCUGGACAUUACCAAAAGCCAGAAGAUGUUCCUUUCUUUCCACGAGAUCUUCCUCCACCUAUGUUUCCAACCAAAAGUUACCCAAAGGUUUUGCACCCUUUCGCAUCAUCAGUCAGUGUGAAUGAUGCAAUAUGGAAGAUGUAUUUCAAUGAGUUGAUUCCACUAUUCACUGUGGAUGGCGAUGAUGGUAACUAUGCAGAAACAGCUGCAUUAGAUUUUGCAUGUCUGAAGGCUAUGUCAAGAAGAAUUCAUAUUGGUAAAUAUGUUGCUGAAGUGAAGUUCAAAGAUGCUCCUCAAGAUUAUAGUCCGCUAAUCCGGGCAAAGGAUACCAAGGCUCUGAUGAAUUUACUAACAUUCAAGGCGGUUGAAGAGAAGGUCAAGAAGAGAGUGGAGAAGAAGGCCAGGAUAUUUGGUCAGAAUAUCACUUUGGAGGAGGACAGUGCUGGCAAGCAAGAAGGCAAUGCAGGUGACAGUGAGUGCAAAAUUGAUCCUGAAGUGCUAUCUAAGCUAUAUGAUCAUUGGGUAAUGCCUCUGACGAAGGAUGUUGAAGUCGAGUAUCUUCUGCGCCGUCUUGACUGAUUCGACAAAUAGUUUCAGCUGCAAAAAAAGAUUCACACAAUGACAUAACACAUGAAAGAGUUUUGAUUGAAUGUGGCAUGAGGAAAGCCGUCUAGAAGAGCUCACAAAGGCGACUUCUUGUAGAGUUUCUGGUCUCUUGGUUACAAGUAGGGGAAUACACCGUGGUAUUGUAUCUUGGAUCUUGCUUCAUGUCCAUUUUCGGUGGCGAGAGACAGAAGAUGGGAUGAUCACUGCAGCCCGAUACAUAUUGGAUGAUCCUGAGGGGACCUGCUGAAAUCCCAGCAAACCUGUUGUACUCCUGUUUCUGUUCUCCCUAUUUUUUGUGCUGCUACUUAGUAGCAUUUCUGUUCAAGCUUGUUUCACUCUUAACAUCAGCUAAGUUUUUCUUGAAUAAAUAAUUCAGAUUGUCCAUCUGAGUUGUGUACAAAACAAUUGAACUUGUUCUUGUUUGAAAUGCACGUCCAUCCUCCUACAUGAUGUGGACAGCAAAUUGAAAUGUUCAAA